AAACCCAGCAUUCACAAUAGGACUUAGUCUGGGAAAGGCAGGGGACAGGGUGGGGUGGGAGCACCAAGCAUUCGAAGUGACCCAAGUCCGUCCACCUCAGAGCCAUAUUCUUCAAGUGGAGAUAGAACACAGGAGAGCAGUGUUCUGGACACACAAAAAGCUUAAAAUGGGGCCUUGGCCUGUGUGAUGGGAAAAUACCAUGGAAGUGAAGACAAGGUGAGAGAGUGGAAAGACCUGGCAACGUGGGGAGCAUAAAACAAGGACUCGUGUUGAGAAUAAACCGCCACUGUUGUGGAGUCCUUACAGAGGGGAUGCUGGGGGCCGUGUGAAAAUGAACACAUUAAAAAACAGCAUCACAGGCGAGUCUCACAGACUAAACGUUGAGUGAAGAAAGCCGGACAUAAAAGGUGUGCACCAUGAUUCCAUUGAUAGGGGAUUUGCUGAGUGAAAUAGCACAUGCAGAGGUUGUGUGUGAUGGGGGUCUAUUUCUGCUUAGACAAGAUACAAAAGCUUAGCUGGUGUUGCUCAAUGGUUGAGCAUUGACUUAUGAGCCAUGAGGCCAGCCCACAAUUCCCGGUCAGGGCACAUGCCCAGGUUUUGGGCUUGAUUCCCAGUAGGGGGCGUGCAGGAGGCAGCCAAUUGAUGAUUCUCUCUCAUCACUGAUGUUUUAUCUCUCCCUCUCUCUCUGAAAUCAGUAAAAAUAAAAAGGGCCCUAGCUGGUUUUGCUCAGUGGAUAGAGCGUCGGCCUGUGGACUGACGGGUCCUAGGUUCAAUUCCUGUCAAGGGCACAUGCCUGGGUUGGGGGCUCAAUCCCCAGUCGGGGCAUGCAGGAGACAGCCGAUCAAUGAUUCUCAUCAUUGAUGUUUCUAUCUCUCUUUCCCCCUCUCCCUCUCUGAAAUCAAUUUUAAAAAUAUGUUUAAAAAUUAAGUCAAUUAAAAUAAUGAAAAACGCAAUUUCAUGUUUGCUAUGGUCUGGAUGAACUAUUUCAUUCAAAAAUGCAACUGUGUGCUCAAUGGUUAGAGCGUUCUCAAACCAAAGGGUUGCAGGUUUGAUCCCCAGCUAUCUUUCUCUCUCUCCUUUCCUUCUCCCCCUACCUUCCACUCUCUCAAAAAUUCAAUGGAAAAAAUAUUCAAGUGAGAUUAACCUAAAUAAAUAAAUACACAUGUUUCCAAGAAGGUAAUUAUUUGUAUAUUUUUUGCAACACUGUAGCAAAGACUUGGAAGUAACAGAAAUUAAUGGGUAAGUGAAGUUGAUACAUUUAUACCAGGAAAUACUAUGCAGCUGUCAAAAUGAAUGAGUAUGGCUAAGAAUCAAUUUGAAUAGCUUACAAUAAUUUGAUAUUGAGUGGGAAAAAAACAUUGCAGAAUGCUGUAUGUAUGGUAUUAAACAAUGUAGGUAAUGUUUAAUCACAAACGGAACAGACAGAGUUAACCAUUCUUAAGCACCUAUGUGCCAGGUGCCUAAUUUAAUGCCCACAGGAACCCACUGAGCUAGUUACUAAUUAUGGUUUCUCCUCACAGAGUAGGAAACUGAGGCUCCGUGAGGCACAGCCCCACACAGGACCCCACAGCUGGAGGCCCCUCAGCCCCCCCAGGUCCCUCCCUGCCGGGCCGCCCUGGGAAUUGGCUGCCCAGGCCGGGCCUUCAGGCCUGGGCCGGAAUCCUGAGCUGGCGCUGGGCAGGAGGCCGUGUAACUCCAGCCGCUGCUCCCGCCCCUGCCCGCCCCUCCUUCACCUCAGCCUCUGCUGAGCUGCCCACAAUGCCUCCCAUUCAGCCCUGUCCCCGCUGCCAGGCCUGCAGGCGGGGAGGGGGCUCCUGCCAGCAUCCAGACAGGGACAGACGCAGCCUUUCCCUUGUGCUGCUGCUCUUCCAGGCUGGACUGCCCAUGAGACGGCAUGGAGGGUCCCCAAAGCAUCUCCUCGGUCCUGCUGCUGUUUCUGCUGCUGCCCCUGGGCCCAACUGGGCACACAGCCGCCCAGCGCUGCCCACAGACCUGCGUCUGUGACAACUCCAGGCGGCAUGUGGCCUGCCGGCACCAGAACCUCACUGAGGUGCCCAACGCCAUCCCUGAGCUGACCCAGCGGCUGGACCUCCAGGGCAACCUGCUGAAGGUGCUCGGCCCCGCCGCCUUCCAGGACCUGCCUUACCUGACCCACCUGGACCUGCGGCACUGCCAGGUGGAGCUGGUGGCCGAGGGUGCCUUCCGCGGCCUGGGCCGCCUGCUCUUCCUCAACCUGGCCUCCAACCGCCUGCGCGCGCUGCCCCAGGAGGCGCUGGACGGGCUGGGCUCCCUGCGGCGGCUGGAGCUGGAGGGGAACCUGCUGGAGGAGCUGCGGCCGGGGACCUUCGGGGCGCUGGGCGCACUGGUCACCCUCAACCUGGCGCACAACGCCCUCGUCUACCUGCCCGCCAUGGCCUUCCAGGGGCUGCUGCGCACCCGCGGCCUGCGGCUGGCCCACAACGCGCUCAGCGUGCUGGCCCCCGAGGCGCUGGCCGGCCUGCCCGCCCUGCGCAGGCUCAGCCUGCACCACAACGAGCUGCAGGCCCUGCCCGGCGCGGCUCUGUCCCAGGCCCGCGGCCUGGCGCGCCUGGAGCUGGGCCACAACCCCUUCACGUACGCGGGCGAGGAGGACGGGCUGGCCCUGCCCGGCCUGCGGGAGCUGGUGCUGGACCACGGCGCCCUGCAGGCCCUGGACGCCCGGGCCUUCGCCCACUGCCCGCGCCUGCACACCCUGGACCUCCGCGGGAACCAGCUGGACACGCUGCCGCCGCUGCAGGGCCCGGGGCAGCUGCGCCGGCUGAGGCUGCAGGGGAACCCGCUGUGGUGCGGCUGCCAGGCCCGGCCGCUGCUCGAGUGGCUGGCGCGGGCGCGCGUGCGCUCCGAUGGCGCGUGCCGGGGCCCCCGGCGCCUGCGGGGCGAGGCCCUGGACGCCCUGCGGCCCGCAGACCUGCGCUGCCCCGGGGACCCGGCCGAGGACCCGGACGAGGACGAGGAGCCGGCGGCCGCGCGGCCCCGCGCCCCUCCGGGCCCCGCGGAGGAGGACGGCGCGGCCCAGCCCUGCCCGCGCGCCUGCGUGUGCGCCUCCGCGUCCCGGCACAGCAGCUGCGAGGGCCGAGGCCUGCAGGCCGUGCCCCGCGGCUUCCCCGGCGACACCCAGCUCCUGGACCUGCGGCGGAACCGCUUCCCGGCGGUGCCCCGCGCGGCCUUCCCGGGCCUGGGCCAGCUGGUGUCGCUGCACCUGCAGCACUGCGGCAUCGCGGCGCUGGAGGCGGGCGCCCUGGCCGGGCUGGGCAGCCUGCUGUACCUCUACCUCUCCGACAACCAGCUCUCGGGCCUGGGCGCCGCCGCCCUGGAAGGGGCCCCGCGCCUGGGCUACCUGUACCUGGAGCGCAACCGCUUCCUGCAGGUGCCGGGGGCCGCCCUGCGCGCCCUGCCGCGCCUCUUCUCCCUGCACCUGCAGGACAACGCGGUGGAGCGCCUGGCGCCCGGGGACCUGGCGGGCGCGCCGGCCUUGCGCUGGCUCUACCUGAGCGGGAACCGCCUCUCCCAGGUGUCCCCCGGCGCCCUGGGCCCCGCCCCGGAGCUGGAGAAGCUGCACCUCGACGGCAACCAGUUGCGAGAGGUGCCCACGGGGGCCCUGGAGGGGCUGCCUGCCCUCCUGGAGCUGCAGCUCUCGGGGAACCCGCUCAGGGCCCUGCGGGAUGGCGCCUUCCAGCCUGUGGGCCGGUCGCUGCAGCACCUCUUCCUGAACAGCAGUGGCCUGGAGCAGGUUUCUCCCGGGGCCUUCUCAGGCCUGGGGCCCCGGCUGCAGAGCCUCCACCUGCAGAAGAACCAGCUGCAGGCCCUGCCCGCCCUGCCCGAGCUCAGCCAGCUGGAGCUGGUCGACCUCAGUGGCAAUCCCUUCCGCUGUGACUGCCAGCUGCUCCCACUUCACAGGUGGCUCACUGGGCUGAACCUGCGCGUGGGGGCCACCUGUGCCGCCCCGCCCAGUGCCCGCGGCCAGAGGGUGAAGGCUGCAGUUGCUGUCUUUGAAGCCUGCCCGAGCUGGGCUUCCAGGAAGGCCAAGGGCCCCAGUGCCCGGAGAACCCGCGUGAAGGGGAGUCGGCGGGGAGCAGACAAGGUGGGGAAGGAGAGGCGCCGCCCCUGAGCCCUGCCGCAGGCCGCCCUGCCCGCCAGCCCGCCCUGGGCUCUUACUCUCAUCGGGAGCGGCCCCUGCCGAGACCUUCUCUGUGGCCCGUGGGUCCUCAUCCAGCAGGGGCUUCUUGGACCCCUGUCUCAGGGGCCGCGUCUUGGUCGGUGGCAUUCUUUUCCCUUUGAAUAAAAUCGGAAUUAAACCCGG
This is a messenger RNA of Myotis daubentonii (Daubenton's bat), 4339 nucleotides long. RefSeq names its product chondroadherin like (gene CHADL). Gene Ontology annotation, biological process: toll-like receptor signaling pathway; immune response. Lineage: Eukaryota; Metazoa; Chordata; Mammalia; Chiroptera; Vespertilionidae. The record is from RefSeq and is a predicted model, not a curated record. Gene Ontology annotation, cellular component: plasma membrane. Gene Ontology annotation, molecular function: protein binding; transmembrane signaling receptor activity.